Molecule: messenger RNA, 3356 nt
Organism: Caretta caretta (loggerhead turtle)
Lineage: Eukaryota; Metazoa; Chordata; Testudines; Cheloniidae
Gene: UTP3
Product: UTP3 small subunit processome component
Biological process (GO): maturation of SSU-rRNA from tricistronic rRNA transcript (SSU-rRNA, 5.8S rRNA, LSU-rRNA)
Cellular component (GO): nucleolus; small-subunit processome
Source: RefSeq, a predicted model, not a curated record
AACGGCGGUGGCACACGCUCUCCCGGUGCCGGAAGUGGGCCGGAGAAGCGCCGGGCCCGCGCGCACGCACACACUCGCCCGCUGUCCGCACCAUGGGUAGGCCGCGCCGGGCCGCGCCGCGCCGGAGGCUGCCGAAGGCGGAGGAGGAUGCCGGGGAGGAGCCCGCCGGGCCGGAGCCGGGCCCGCUGGCCUCGCAGAGCUUCACGGACGAGGUGGACGAUUUCCACGAGGCGCGGUUCGAGGCGGUGAUGGGGGCGCUGGGGAGCGAGGAGGAGGCGGAGGAGGAGAGCGAGGAGGAGGUGCUGGGGCUGGAGCUGCCGGAGGAGAGCGAGGAGGAGGAAGAGGAGGAGGAUGGGGAGGAAGAUGAAGAGGAUGGGGACCUGUCUAUGCACAGUGACCUGGAGGAGCCAGUCAGCGGCUCCGGCCUCCCCCACGAGCUCUCCUGGGGGCAGCGCAAGCAGCUCUAUUAUGACACGGACUACGGGGCCGCGGCCCGCUCGAAGAGCAAGCGGAGCCGCGAGGAGGCCGAGGCCGAGGAGCUGGAGGAGGAGCAGGAGGCUCAGGCCAUCCAGAAGCGUCUGGCGCAGGCCUUGGGCGAAGACGACUACGGGCUGGACCUGGUGCAGGCCUACGCGGAUGAGCAGCGCAGCACCCAGCGGCUGGAGACGGGGCCGAAGAUUGCCAAGGAUUUGGAGACACUUUCUAGAAAGGAGCAACUGAAGCUGCUGAAGCAAGAGUCACCUGAGCUGCUGCAGCUGAUUCAGGACUUUGAAGCCAAGUUAACUGAGCUCAAGGAUGAAUUGGAUCCACUCAUGCACAUGGUCAGGCAUGGGAUCAUCCCGAAGGGAAAAGGUAGCCGUUACCUGCAGACCAAGUAUCAUCUCUAUUUGAAUUAUUGCACCAAUAUCAGCUUCUACUUGGUUCUGAAAUCAAAGAGGAUUCCAGUUCAGGGCCACCCUGUUAUUGAAAGACUGGUUGCUUACAGAAAUUUAAUCAAUGACUUGGGGAUUGUGGAUGAAAAGUUAUCAUCAGAAGUCCAGUGGCUCCUUAAUGAGCUCCACAAUAAUGAAAGAAAUGAUGUAGGAGGAAAGAAGAAACCCACAAUGCUUCUUCAGAGAACUGUUAACAAAAAUAAACCAAAAUCUGCUCCUAAGAUUUCUAAUGUUGAAGCUGCUGCUAAAGAACCAAGAGAUGAUUCAGACUUAGAUGAAGAGGCUGCCUUGAAAUUUUACAGGGAGAUGGAGGAGAAGAUGAAACUCAAGAGGAAGAGAAGAAAAGAUCAGAAUGCUAUGGAAGAGGAACUGGUUCUCGAAGAAGAUCCAAAUAAAAAGAGAGGUAUAACAUAUCAGAUUGCCAAGAAUAAAGGCCUUACACCCAAAAGGAAGAAGAUUGAUCGUAACCCGAGAGUCAAGCAUCGUGAAAAAUUCAGGCGUGCUAAGAUUCGUAGAAAGGGCCAAGUUCGUGAGGUUCGAAAAGAAGAACAAAGAUAUGGUGGUGAACUGUCUGGCAUUCGUGCUGGAGUUAAGAAAAGCAUAAAGCUUAAAUGAUUUCCUCUGCAAUUUGUGGACCUGAAGAUAGUGGAUGUGAACACAAUAAAUCAUUUCUAAAUAGAACAUUGUGGGUUUUGAAAUACUUAUUAAUGUAGAAAGUAUUCUGGUUUUUUGUUUUUGUUUUUAACAGACUGUUCAACUACCCCUUUAAUUGUACACCUCUCUAAAAAUAACUCUGAACACUCAGUCCUGUGUACAGGAGCUAUUCCCUGUAUCACUGUCUUUUACUGUAACUCCCUAUACAGUGUUAUUCACUGAGAAGCAGAAAGAGUUGUGAAGGAAGGGAGUGAAAUACAGAUGAUGGGGUGGGAAUCAGGUUGGGUAGAACUUUACAGAGGGUGCCAAAGGAUUUGGCAAUUGGGAAUAGACUUGGCAGCAUCUGCAAAAAGAUUCUGUGUGGAGAGGGAGUUGGGGAAUAAAACGUGUGUAGCUACCAUUGCCAUCUCCUUUACCUAGAUUGUUGCCUGUUUCUCUGGUCCAGUAACUGUGAUGAGCUGUAGAAUUAGGUGCUUGCUAUGGUAGUUCCUCUAAUGGCUGCUAUACUUUGCUCCCACCUUUCCUCUGGUUCUUUGGAAAAUUGUAGAUGAGAUAAGAAUUAGAUAAUCUAAUUAUUCAAAGGAAUGAAUCACAAAAAAGAAAAAAUCUUAGGUCUAGUAAACAAUAAUUAGCAAUUCAGUAGAAAGCUGCAACCUUCACAAGUUUAUGUAUUUUCUAUACUCAGUGGGCCAAUUUAUUUUUAAAAUUAUUUAGUGGUUAAACAGUUUAACCCAUUGUUACCUUAUUUCUUUGGCCUGGUGUGUACUACCAUUUUAGUAUUUGGUUGUCAGCAAUCUUUGUUAUUUGCAUUGGUGCUGAGCACAGUUGAGGUAUAAGCAGAGACAAGGGCAAACUGACCAGCCCCAGUUCAUUUAAAAUCAUUAACUUUUGCUAUAACCUCUGCUCUGUUUUGUCCGUGUCUGUACUCACAGCUAAAUCAUGCUAAGUGCUGAGGCAGCAAAAACAAUUAGGAAACAGUACUGUUUCUACAAUGUAGAUGCCUUUAAUUUACAAAAAAAAAAGCCCCCUUUUUUUUUUAAACCUUACAACAACUUUCAAAGUCUCCUAUUUUUUCCAUGCAUUCUAACGUAGUACUGUAUUUCCUGUGUUUUAAUCUCAGACUGAAAGUCCUGCUGGGAAGUAUCAAUAAAAUGACAGUUUCAUUUGAGAGACUGACGGUUCUGGUUAUGCUGAAAUAGUGACAGGUGUUUAUAAACGUCUCUUGAAAAUGUGACAGUGUAACUUGCACCACUGUGAGCCAUAUCCUGAGAGAUGCUGAACAUAUACAAAUCUAGUUUUGGGUGCUCAUGUCUCAGGAUGGCAAGUCUGGCUUGAUUUUUGUCAUAGGUUAGCAGUGUAUGAAAGUCAUUAUAAUCUGUCCAGUGGUUUAUGUGAAAUGAGUGGAUUAGUGGACAUAUGGCCACAUUACAAAACCACUAUUGUAAUUAGUAGCCUUGUGACAAUCUCCGUGGGGAAUCCAAGAUUUGAAAGUGUAUCAUAACUAAAUCAGUAUUCUGCUUUUUAGGCUGUGACAGGUUAACAAUAAUCUAAAUGUAUGAGCAUUCCAUAAAUGGUAUAUACAGCAUCACUGAAAUGUGUAGUUCCCUCUGGAAUGUAGGAAGGCAACCAGCUGCUGUACAGCAAUGCUGCACAAUGGUAACAUGUCAGUGACGCAGUUCUGUUUUUCACACUUGGCAUAGUCUUUGGUUAUGUAAUAAUACUGCAGAGAUGACACAUUCUCUUUAUAUUAAAUUUGUAUGUUUGAGUUCA